Molecule: messenger RNA, 2971 nt
Organism: Carica papaya (papaya)
Lineage: Eukaryota; Viridiplantae; Streptophyta; Magnoliopsida; Brassicales; Caricaceae
Source: RefSeq, a predicted model, not a curated record
CAUUCCCUCUCAUCUUCUUCUUCUCCAUGAUCACUUACCGGGCUUCUAACUUAAAUCUGUCGCACAAAGUUAUCGGCAGAGACUAUCCUUCUCUUGUUGGUUAUUUGCAGGUUUAUCCUUGUCGCGGCCAUAUUCGAGGAAUCAUUUCCUCUAUCGACAGGUCUAAGUUGAAGCUCAGAGGUUUUUGCAACAACAAAGGCAACAACAAUGGUUUCAAGAGAGAGGAGGAUUUUGAUAUUCCUGAGAAAGAGGAAGAACGAGAGAGAAAAGUACAUUGUGAAAUGGAAGUGAUUUCAUGGAGGGAAAGAAGGAUUAAGGCCGAGAUAGCGGUCAAUGCUGAUGUCGGAUCGGUUUGGAAUGCUCUCACCGAUUAUGAACGACUCGCAGAUUUUAUUCCCAAUCUUGUUUGCAGUGGGAGAAUUCCUUGCCCACAUCCUGGGCGUAUUUGGCUGGAGCAAAGAGGAUUACAAAGGGCAUUAUAUUGGCAUAUUGAAGCGCGUGUGGUCCUAGAUCUACAAGAAUUCCCAGACAUAUCCAAUGGUCGUGAACUUCACUUUUCCAUGGUUGAUGGGGACUUCAAAAAGUUUGAGGGCAAAUGGGCUGUAAGAUCUGGAACAAGCAGGUCCACAACAGCAAUUUUAUCAUAUUUAGUAAAUGUGAUACCAAGAUUUAACUUCCCAGCUAUUUUCUUAGAGAGGAUUAUCAGAUCAGACCUUCCUGUGAAUCUUCGAGCCUUGGCUUGUCGAGCUGAGAGUAAUUUCAAUGGUAAUAUGAAAAUGCUGACAGAAGAUUCCUUGAGUAGAACAUCCUGGCCUGGCAUCAGCUUUGAUGCUGCUAUAUCUGAAAAGGAUAAAAUGUCGCCCAGAGAAGUUAAAAAGAAUUAUAAUACCUCCAAUCUUGGCCUGACACCACCAUCUUCAAAUGAGCUGAAUAGUAACUGGGGUGUAUUUGGAAAAGUCUGCAGACUUGAUAGACCUUGCGUGGUGGAUGAAGUUCAUCUUCGUAGAUUUGAUGGCCUAUUGGAAAAUGGAGGUGUUCAUCGCUGUGUUAUUGCUAGCAUAACAGUUAAAGCACCUGUUCGUGAUGUCUGGAGUGUUUUAACUGCUUAUGAGAGCCUUCCCGAGAUUGUUCCAAACCUAGUCAUCAGUAAGGUUUUGUCACGAGAAAACAAUAAAGUUCGCAUUCUACAGGAAGGAUGCAAAGGCUUAUUAUAUAUGGUUCUUCAUGCGCGGGUUGUUCUAGAUUUGCGUGAACAUCUAGAACAGGAGAUUAGUUUUGAGCAGGUUGAGGGGGAUUUCGAUUCUUUUCGAGGAAAAUGGCUUCUAGAGCAAUUGGGAAGUAACCACACAUUAUUGAAGUAUAGUGUCGAGUCAAAAAUGCAUAAGGAUACCUUUCUUUCUGAAGCCAUCAUGGAAGAGGUUAUUUAUGAAGAUCUACCAUCGAACUUAUGUGCAAUUCGAGAUUAUGUUGAGAAAAGAGAAGCAAAAAGCUCUUUUGGAACAAUUGAAAAUGGACAAUAUUCAGAUGAACUUAUUGUUUCAUCUUCCAGUGAAAAUGAAGCUGAUUGCAGCAUGACAGCCGAGACUGUUUCUUCUUUCACUGCUUCAACACCAAACAGACAGAGACCCAGGGUUCCAGGACUGCAAAGAGACAUUGAGAUCCUUAAAGCUGAGCUUUUGAAGUUUAUUUCAGAACAUGGACAGGCAGGGUUUAUGCCCAUGAGAAAACAACUCCGUUUGCAUGGUAGGGUGGAUAUUGAGAAGGCCAUCACAAGGAUGGGUGGGUUUAGAAGGAUAGCAUCAAUGCUGAAUCUUUCCCCUGCUUACAAGCACCGAAAACCAAAAGGUUACUGGGACAAUCUUGAGAAUUUGCAAGAAGAGAUAAGCCGGUUCCAAAAGAGCUGGGGAAUGGAUCCAUCAUUUAUGCCCAGUAGAAAAUCUUUUGAGCGUGCAGGACGCUAUGAUAUUGCACGAGCACUGGAGAAAUGGGGAGGUCUUGGUGAAGUGUCUCGGCUUUUGUCGCUCAAGUUUGAAAUGGAGAGUAAAGAUGAUGAAGUAAGGAAAGCACAAGUCGUUGAAGCUCGGGCAAGAAACAUAAGCCACAAUGUUCGUUGCACAGAGUGUGGGAGUCAGUCCAUUGAAGACUCACAAGCUGAUAUUGCUAUUCUUCUUAGAAAGCUAAUCCGUGAUGAAAUUCAUGCUGGAAAGACUGACAAAGAGAUCUACAGAAAACUUGAGGAUGAUUUUGGGGAGACAGUUCUUUAUGCCCCAAAAUUUGAUAUGCAGACUGCAGCAUUAUGGCUAUCACCGCUUUUAGUUGCAGGAGCAGGUGCAGGAAUAUGGGCUUACCAAAAGCACAUACAAAAGACGAAUGUGCACAUCAUGGCUUUGAACCUUGUUAGAUGUGUUCCAUUGACUCCCAAAGAGAAGCAGACUAUGUUAGACAUCCUCACACCUCCUCCUUCACAAGGAGUUACUCCUCGCUUUUGGCCAAAGUGGCAGCAUCAUUGAUGGUUUGAAUCCCUACCAUUAUCUUAUCUUCCUUUGAUUUUUCGUUUUGUUUUUUACAAAUUUCUAACUUAUUCCGAACACAAUGUAAACGAUUCGAAUUUCCUGGCCUUAUAAUAGGUGAAGAUUACUUUAGAAACAGAAAGUCGGGAAGAAAUCCAUCUUCCUUUUUGUUUUGGUGGGGAAUUAUUGUGGGUAGAUGCUGAAGAAAAAAACUCGUAAACUCUAAUCUGUUAAGAUCUCAAUUCUCCAUCUCUCGAUCAAAUCUUUCGCCUGGAGCUGUCAUCUUCUACUCUCCUUGGUAUUCAUCUUCACAAGUUCUCUAGUUCGGUUUGUUUCAGUUUGGUAUUGAAGCUUCCUCCGUGUUUCUCAGUUCAGUGGAAAUGGCGACCACUGCUUGUUUCAUCAUUGUGAGCAGGAAUGAUAUCCCAAUAUAUGAAGCUGAAGUGGGAUCUGCUGCUAAA